CUUUAAAAUUGUCGUGAUGGAAUUGUUAAACGCUGUGAUUCUGGGACUGGCCGCUUUUAGCCUGACAUUCCAGGACGUAAAUGCGAGUUGUCAACUUACAUUUGAGUCACCUAAACCGCAUAUCGUAACACAUUUUGGAUCGAAGCAUUUGGUCAGCGAGAGUGCAUCGAUAUUAAUACGAGAUAAAUAUGAAACAGUUGAUCUAUAUUGUGCCAAUGGAUUCAACACACAUAGCAACUAUGGAGCUUACGAACAUAAAAACCACCACGUUAAAUUGACUUGUGACUCACCCGAAUUUUUUUUCGAAAACGAAGGAACUGAUCGAAUGAACAUUCACGAAUUGCAUUGCUUGGGCAGCCAAGUGUCAAACAUGUAUGAGAGCCGCCUGUCUAUGCCGGACUGCAAUGGAUACAUGAGUCUCGUUGUUGGCCAGGACUUUGGAACGCUCGGCUCACUGAAAACGGCUGCCAUAUGCUAUGACAUUAUUAAGCAACAGUUAAAGUAUGUCAGCUACACUGCAUAUCCACCCAAAAUAAGGGUGCUUGAAAAGACUCAGGCUGGCCAACUAAACGAAUUGGGUCUAGACAUUAAUGUGGCUUACAGUAAAAGUCUCUUCAAGCCGUUCAGUGAGUCGACCAUCAACGAGGCAUUCAGCAAGGACAAGCAACUGAAGGCGCUUUUUGGUGAGGAAACCUUUGAGUAUACCAACCUGAUACAGGACGAGGCCUUUACCAAGGAUAUAUCAGCGUUUAAGGAAAUGCUAAGCAUUGUCUGGCUGCGCGCCCUUCGCACCGGAAACUGGCGGCAUCUGCUUAACGCUCUACAGACAGCUAGCAUCAAUGCCAAGUAUGAUGUCCGCGUUGGUGUCUCUGGUGUCGUUGGCCUGCCAAUGCUGCAAUCCUGCAAUGAGAGUCGCACACUGACCAUCGAACUGGACUCGGGAGAUACUCUCUCCGUGCCGGCUCACAUCUGGGCACAUGUGCGUGCGUUGGAGCCAACGGUGAACGGCACAGAUGAGUUUGUAGUAGUGGCCCACAAUUCCCCCUUUUUCACUAGCAAUGAGCGGGAGGGCCUGUGCAAGAGCAUGUGCCAAGAGGUGCCAUGGCUGAAGAACAGCCUCUUUAGCAAACUUCAGCACUAUCCCGUCUAUGGUCUGGUCCAGUGUUGUCGCGUUGAGGAUGUUCGGGACAAAUUAGAUAAUUUCCCGAAGCUUAUCGAACCUACGGAGGAAUGGAAGGCCUAUACCGAGCCUAAGGCCAACGAAGACAUCGAAGAUUAGGUUGGUAAGGGCGAGUAUAUAGACGCGUGCUGAUAAUUUAAGUGGCUUUGUAUAUUUGCCUGAAGUUGUCACGAAUUACACAAACAACCUC
Drosophila montana is the source of this 1370-nucleotide messenger RNA. RefSeq lists its product as uncharacterized. The record is from RefSeq and is a predicted model, not a curated record. The coding region runs from base 17 to 1279 and encodes 420 amino acids. The transcript has 4 exons. Lineage: Eukaryota; Metazoa; Arthropoda; Insecta; Diptera; Drosophilidae.